AUGCUUGUUCAGGACAUUUGGCGAACAAAAAUAACGUGGGACGAAGUUCUUUCGAUAGAACAUAGUAAAAAAUGGCAAGACUGGCUACAAGAAGUAAAAUGUCUGCAGAGCUUCACCAUACCUCGAUGCUAUUUUAACGUCAAAACAAUUGAAGAAGUUGAACUCCAUACGUUUGUUGAUGCUAGUGAAGAGGCCUAUGCAGCAGUUUCAUAUCUACGCCAUGGAUGUGCCAGAGGUACUUACAAGACCAUGCUUGUUAUGGCACGUGCCAAAGUAGCACCACUCAAACAAACAACCAUUCCCCGACUAGAACUCCAAGCACCUGUUCUUGGAUGCAGAAUAGCUUGUAGCAUCAUAAAAGACAUUGACUUAACUAUUUCUCGUCAGAUAUUUUGGUCAGAUUCUGUAACAGUUUUGCAUUGGCUGAAAUCCGACCCUAGACAAUUCAAACAGUAUGUUUCUAAUAGAAUUGGAGAAAUUCAAGAUUUGUCUAAACCUGAAGAAUGGAGAUGGGUUCCAUCAAAACAAAAUCCGGCAGAUGUUGCAACUAGAAGUAACAAAAAGUUUACAUCAGCCAUGCAUUCUGAAUGGAUUCACGGAUCCUCAUUUUUAAUGCGAGAAUCGAGUGACUGGCCAAUACAACCGUCCACACUACAAGUCAAGGAUAACGAAGAAACAAAGAAGAAAUUCGUCGGAGUUGUAAACAGUAAUGAAAACCCUCCUCUUUUGACAGUUGAAAACUUUUCUUCUUGGGAAAAAGUGACACGUGUAUUAGCAUGGGUACACAGAUUUAUUAGCAUGCUAAGGUCCCGCAUGUUUGUUUGGCUACCAACUACUACCGCCACUACCAAAAAGAAACUGAAAACGGUCAACGUAGAUUUUGGAAAUAUACCAGAACUUCAACCAGAGGAAAUUCAAAAAUCUGAACAGAACUUGAUAUCAAUGUCUCAAAAGGCAAGCUUCAAUGAAGAAAAGAAUUUACUGCUGAAGAACAAACCUCUACCAAAGUCCAGUAGAAUAUUCUCUUUACAUCCCUUCAUUGAUCAGUCUCUAAUAAGAAUGUCGAGUAGAAUAAAUAGUUCACCAGAAAUAAGCGAAGAACAAAAGCAUCCUAUCAUUUUAGAUGGCAAAAGUCAUACGGCUAAACUAAUCGUAAAAAUGUUUCACGAGAAAUGUUUCCAUCAGGGCAUCGAGACUGUUAUCAAUAUGACUAGACAACAGUUCUGGAUCUUAAACGUAUGA
This is a messenger RNA of Macrosteles quadrilineatus (aster leafhopper), 1242 nucleotides long. RefSeq lists its product as uncharacterized. NCBI's taxonomy places the organism in Eukaryota, Metazoa, Arthropoda, Insecta, Hemiptera, Cicadellidae. The record is from RefSeq and is a predicted model, not a curated record. The coding region runs from base 1 to 1242 and encodes 413 amino acids. The transcript has a single exon.